AUGGUGAUGAAGAAAGAAGAACAGGGUCGUAAGUUGUUUGGAAUUUCACUCUCUGAUAAACCCAGAUGGCAACAAUUCCUCAUUUGUUCUUCUGGAUUCUUCUUUGGAUACCUUGUUAAUGGUAUCUGUGAGGAAUAUGUGUAUAACAGGCUUCAUUUCAGCUAUGGUUGGUACUUCACAUUUAUUCAAGGAUUUGUGUACCUGUUUCUGAUUUACCUUCAAGGUUUCACAAGCAAGCAAAUGGUGAACCCUUGGAAAACUUAUGUGAAGCUUUCUGCUGUACUCAUGGGUUCACAUGGUUUAACAAAGGGUUCUUUGGCUUUUCUUAAUUACCCUGCACAGAUCAUGUUCAAAUCCACUAAGGUUCUGCCAGUGAUGAUAAUGGGUGCUUUUAUUCCUGGUUUGAGAAGGAAGUAUCCAAUUCAUGAAUAUAUAUCUGCAAUACUCUUGGUUGUUGGAUUGAUCCUUUUCACACUAGCAGAUGCACAUACAUCACCUAAUUUCAGUGUUGUUGGUGUUGUUAUGAUAACCGGCGCUUUGGUCAUGGAUUCUUUUCUCGGAAAUCUUCAAGAAGCUAUCUUUACUAUGAACCCUGAUACCACACAGAUGGAGAUGCUGUUCUGCUCAACUGUAGUGGGAUUACCUUUCUUAAUCCCCCCGAUGCUUUUUACAGGAGAAUUAUUCAAAGCAUGGACUUCAUGUUCACAGCAUCCUUAUGUGUAUGGUGUUUUAGUCUUUGAAGCAAUGGCAACAUUUAUAGGUCAAGUUUCUGUCCUAUCCCUUAUUGCCCUUUUUGGUGCCGCCACCACAGCCAUGAUAACAACAGCAAGAAAGGCAGUGACAUUGCUAUUGUCAUAUUUGAUAUUUACAAAGCCAUUAACCGAACAACAUGGAAGUGGACUAAUACUCAUAGCUAUGGGAAUCACAUUGAAAAUGUUGCCUGAAAACAAACCCACCAUCAACAAAAAAGCCUUAAAUUCUUCUCCUAAUAGUUCAAAAUCAACUACUGGUGAUGAUGAAGAGAUGGGUGGAGUCCAUGAUUCUGUAGGUGGUGAAGAUGAUGAAAGAAGGCCUUUGGUUUAG
Molecule: messenger RNA, 1083 nt
Organism: Vicia faba (fava bean)
Lineage: Eukaryota; Viridiplantae; Streptophyta; Magnoliopsida; Fabales; Fabaceae
Source: the annotation of a GenBank genome assembly